AUGGCUCGACAUGAAGCGGGCUAUCAACACGGCCGAGCGCGCCUAGAGGAAGUGCGAGGAGGGCCGAGCCAAAAUUGCCGAGGUUGGGAAGCUACUCCAAGAUGCGGAUUGGCAUGCGGAGGAGAAUGCUGCCAAGAUAACCGAGCUAUGCUCCAGGCUGGCGGAGGCCGAAAGGGCGGCAGUGGAUGCCAAAGAGGCCAGGGCGAGGGCAGAGGCGGCGAAGGAGGCCGAGCGUCGGUCUUGGGCGACGGAGCUGGAGGAGGCCAAGAAACAGGCCAGAGCUGA
Prunus armeniaca (apricot) is the source of this 285-nucleotide messenger RNA. Lineage: Eukaryota; Viridiplantae; Streptophyta; Magnoliopsida; Rosales; Rosaceae. The record is from the annotation of a GenBank genome assembly.